Cephus cinctus (wheat stem sawfly) is the source of this 1062-nucleotide messenger RNA. It is a transcript of the gene HLH54F, whose product is annotated as transcription factor 21. The transcript is spliced from 3 exons. The record is from RefSeq and is a predicted model, not a curated record. Gene Ontology annotation, molecular function: DNA-binding transcription factor activity, RNA polymerase II-specific; RNA polymerase II transcription regulatory region sequence-specific DNA binding; protein dimerization activity. The coding region runs from base 200 to 742 and encodes 180 amino acids. Lineage: Eukaryota; Metazoa; Arthropoda; Insecta; Hymenoptera; Cephidae. Gene Ontology annotation, biological process: developmental process; regulation of transcription by RNA polymerase II.
CCUCCAUCCAGUAGAUCUUCUUUUUCCUCUUCCUCCCACGGGACUUCUUAGCACCCACAGCAAUUAGUUCCACCCGAUCGACAAAGCUUGUCGUUCCUUAUCCGCGUGAUCGUGAUCCUUGAGAUAUCGAUCCAAUAUAAGAAAAACUCGGACGUCAUCAUAAGAUCAUAAAUCCCUCGAAUUAAGGAAGCCGACGAAGAUGCCUAAGAAACGACGUAUCUCCACGACCUCCCUCGAAGCCGAUGACGAGGAUUACGCUUCCGAGGACAAGUACAGCAAGGACGAAGUGGAGAGUAGAGCACCAAGGAAUGCAGCAAAUGCUAGAGAAAGAGCCAGGAUGCGUGUCCUGAGCAAAGCUUUCUGCCGAUUAAAAACAACUCUACCCUGGGUGCCAGCCGAUACGAAACUCAGCAAACUGGAUACGCUGCGACUUGCUGCCACGUACAUUGCUCAUCUACGUGCUGUACUCAGAGAUGACGUUGAUCCACAUUAUGAGAGUACAAAGUCCUUGUCUCUUGCACUGUCCUGGCCAUUCGCUAUUCAAGGAACUUCCAAUCCCAUGCUGCUGAACAAUGGUUGCAAUUCCUCUGGUUCUUCAUCAUCUCCAGAUCAGAAUCAAUAUCGCGGUCAGCAUAUACCUCACGAGACUCCAACUUCACAUCAUCAUCAUCAUCAUCAUCACUUUGGUCAUCAAAAUCUCUCAAUACGUCACAGUCACGAUUCGCAAAUUACAUAUUACUGAAGAGAUUCGAGAGAUCUAUAUACAUAAGUGACAGAAAAAAUUGUGUGAGUGCGAGCGAGAGAGAGAGAGAGAGAGAGAGAGAGAGAGAGAGAGAGAAAGGAAGUAAGAAAAAGAGAGCGAGAGAAAGAGAGAGACGGAGGACAUAUAUAUAUUAUAAUAACGCCAAAGUGCCAUUUUUUCCUAAAAGAGUUUAGACUUGAUAUAAUAUUUAUUCCAGUGGACAUUAUUUAUUAACGUAAUAUUCCUCUCGAUGAUCACUUAUGUGAUUUGUAUAACCAAAGCAUAACUGCAGCUAGUCGAAUAAAGGAUUUAUACACGGU